Molecule: messenger RNA, 878 nt
Organism: Coccidioides posadasii C735 delta SOWgp
Lineage: Eukaryota; Fungi; Ascomycota; Eurotiomycetes; Onygenales; Onygenaceae
Molecular function (GO): acyltransferase activity, transferring groups other than amino-acyl groups
Source: RefSeq, a predicted model, not a curated record
AAGUCGUGGCAUAGGUAGCAUAAACUCUCCAGGCCUCAUCAGAAAGCCGUUAAAGACACGUUCACAAUCCUUGUCACUUCGUCAGUUAUAUAUGGUGACCCGGCUGGAUUAGAUGAAUUAUAACGGGAGAAAAGUACGAUAUUGCCAUUUGCGGGUAACCAAGGUCUUACUGUGAUUCCAACAAGAACAUACGUCUAUUGCAGAUAUCUGUCAUUGCAAUGGCGGCAUCUGAAAAUCCUAUCGAACCUACCGGUCCUAUCGUGAGCUACCGUGAAAUGAAAGCCGAGGAAAGAGACGCUAUUGAUUCCCUAGACGACCCAUUUACGAUCACGGAGAUCUACGAGGUUGGAUUGGCCGCCGAAGGGCUUGGGUUCAACAUUCGCCGUCAAACAACUGAAACUCUGAUCAAUAAACACUACCCAGAUAGUGAUAGCGAUAGUGAGAGCAACUAUGGCUCCCGUCGGACUACGGAAUCAGACCCAUCCAAAUCACAUGCUAUCGUGGCCACCGCGGAUGACGGUCAGAUCUGUGGCGCCAUUGACGUGCUAUAUCGAUCGUGGAAUAGUCGAUUGGUCAUCAUGAAUAUCACCGUGGUGCCAGAGUAUCGCCGAAUGGGAGUGGGGAAGAAGUUGAUGGAUAUGGCUUUAACGUGGGGUCGGGAAAUCCAUGGUGCAAAACAUGCCUGGUUGGAAGUGUCGAAUCUCAACGCUCCCGCGAUAGAGGCAUACCGGAAGAUGGGGUUUAGGUUCUGUGGGCUUGACUUGACAUUGUACGAGGGUACGUCAUCUAAAGGCGAGAUUGCGUUGUAUAUGAGUCGGUCUUGUUGAAUAGGUGUAUGUCAUUUCUGACAUAAGGGAGAUAGCAGAAGGAACAUAUAA